UCCUAGAUUUCUCCCCUCCCCCUUUUUGAAGUCAUGAUGGCGGAACUGUAGCGUUUAGGACUAGAAAAGUGUUACCCGCCCAGCAGUUCACUUAUUUAUUUAUUUAUUUAUCUAUCAUUUCCCCGCAAUGACCCGCUGGAUUCCAACAAAAAAAGAGAAAUAUGGCGUUGCAAUCUAUAAUUAUGACUCCAGAAGAGAGCAGGAGCUGUGUCUCCAGGUGGGAGACACUGUACACAUACUUGAGACAUUUGAAGGCUGGUAUAGAGGGUACACAAUACGGAACAAAGCACAGAAGGGCAUUUUCCCAGCCUCGUACAUCCAUCUAAAGGAGGCUAAAGUUGAAGGGACAGGCCAGCAGGAAAUAGUUAUCCCAGGAGACCUACCACUGGUACUGGAGUUAGGCGCCACUCUGAGGGAAUGGGCACAAAUAUGGCACAAGCUAUAUGUGAACAACAAGACCACUCUGUUCAGGGGCGUACAACAGAUGGCCUACAGCCUCAUCGAGUAUCGAUCUCAGAUAGUGUCUGGAACAUUGCCCAAGGAUGACCUUGUGGAGCUCAGGAAGAAAGUCACAGCUAAGAUUGAUUAUGGAAACCGGAUUCUAGGGUUGGACCUGGUGGUGCGAGAUGAUGCAGGGAACACUCUGGACCCGGACUGCACAAGCACAGUCAGUCUAUUCCGAGCCUUUGAGACUGCAUCCCGCAGUAUAGAUGACAGAAUACAAGAGGAGAAGACCCGGAAGCAGAAUCUGGAGAUGAGGCGCCAGUCCCUGUUUAGCACAGUGCACACAUACAGUCUCCUCAUGAACCUCAAGAACUUUGUUUGUAACAUCGGGGAGGAUGCAGAGCUGCUUAUGUCGCUCUAUGACCCUGACCAGUCAGAGUUCAUCAGUGAGAACUUCCUGGUGCGCUGGGACAGCAUGGGCAUGCCCAAAGAGAUUGAGAAACUCAACAAUCUGCCUGCCCUCUUCACGGAUCUGAGCAGCAGUGACCUGAUUAGGCCACGUCUCUUCCUCGUCUGUCAGAUUAUCAGGGUGGGCAGCAUGGAACUCAAAGAGGGCAAGAAACACACAGGAGGGUUAAGGAGACCGUUUGGUGUAGCUGUGAUGGACAUCACAGAUAUCGCCCAUGGGAAAGCAGAUGAUGAGGAGAAGCAGCAUUUCAUCCCCUUUCAGCAGAUAGCUAUGGAGACCUACAUCCGUCAGAGGCAACUAAUCAUGUCACCUCUCCUCCCAUCCCGGGUCAUUGGAGAGAAUGAGCCUCUCACCGCUGUCUUCAACAAAGUCAUUAACACCCGGGAGGUUAACCACAAGGGCCAGGGACUGUUUGUGACCUUAAAGCUACUUCCUGGUGACCUGUCCCAGGUCAGGAAGGACUACUCCCACUUUGUGGAUCGCACCACCGCCAUUGUUAGAAAGAUGGGCUUCCCUGAGAUCAUUCUCCCAGGAUAUGUGAGGAACGAUAUAUAUGUGACCUUGCUGCAGGGGGAGUUUGACCGCGGUAAAAAAACCUCACCCAAAAAUGUUGAGGUGAUGUUGAGUGUACUAGAUGACGAUGGCAAUCUCAUGGAGAAAGCAAUAUUUCCUGGAGCUGGAUAUGAUGGGAUCACAGAGUACAAGUCUGUAAUUUACUACCAGGUCAAGCAGCCGAGCUGGAAUGAAACAGUAAAGGUGACUAUUCCUAUUGAAGAUGUGGGCCGCUGUCAUCUCAGGGUGAUGUUUCGACACAGAUCAUCUCAGGACUCUAGAGACAAAUCAGAAAAGCCAUUUGGCAUGGCGUUCGUCCGCCUGAUGAAAGGAGACGGAACCACGCUGAAAGACGGCAGACAUGACCUCAUUGUCUACAAGGUUGACGUAAAGAAGACUGAGGAUGCAAAGACAUACCUGACUCUGCCAGGCUCCUGGGCUGAGGUGGAGGAGAAGGAGAGGCAGACAGGGAAAACCUUUCAGCAUUCAGGAGUCAUCCCAGUCACAAAGGACAGCUUCCAGAUUGGCACUCUCACCUGCUCAACUAAACUCACCCAGAAUGUGGAUCUCCUGGGGCUGUUGAACUGGAGGUCCAACCCUGAACAGCUGGAGCAGAACCUGCAGCGCCUGAUGGAGGUAGAGGGAGGAGAGAUUGUCAAAUUUCUACAGGACACACUUGAUGCCCUGUUCAACAUCAUGAUGGAGACUUCAGAGAAGGACACCUAUGACAACCUGGUCUUUAAUGCUCUGGUGUUCAUAAUCACACUGAUUGGAGACAUCAAGUUCCAGCACUUUAACCCAGUACUGGAGACAUACAUCAACAAACACUUCAGUGCCACUUUGGCUUAUAUGAAGCUGACCAAGGUUCUGAAUUACUAUGUGGGUCAUGCAGAUAAGCCUGUCCUAACAGAGGGGCUGUACUCAGCCCUCAAAGCCCUCAAGUACCUGUUCAGGUUCAUUGUGCAGUCCCGGGUCCUCUACCUCAGAUUCUAUGGGACCAGUGAGGAUGGGGAUGCUUUCUUUAACUCCAUCCGGACACUCUUCCUCUCCUUCAACACACUCAUGGACAGACCGCUAGACGAGGGAGUGAAGAUAAAGGGGGCGAUACUGAAAUACCUCCCCACCAUCAUUAAUGACAUAAAAAAUGUCUUUGACCCUGUGGAGCUCAGUGUUCUUCUGACCAAGUUCAUUGAGAGCAUCCCUGACUCUCAGCUGGUGCGCCAGAAGCUUGGUUGCAUGUGUAAGAUGGUGGAGAGUGACCUUUUCAAAAAGCCAGAGUGUCGAGAUGUCCUCUUGCCACUGUUGACUGACCAGCUGAGUGGGCAGCUGGAUGACCACUCCAAUAAGCCUGACCACGAGGCCUGUGUUCAGCUGCUCAGCACUGUGCUUGACAACCUGGACCGCAAGGAUGUGGGUCCAACCCGGGGUCAUGUCCAGCUGAUUAUGGAGCGGCUGCUUCGCAGGGUCAAUCGCACUGUCAUAAGCAUGAGCAGAACCUCCCCUCUCAUUGGUCAUUACCUAGCCUGCAUGACUGCCAUCUUGAAGCAGAUGGAUGACAUGCACUACGCCCACUACAUAAGUACUUUCAAGACCAGACAGGACAUUAUUGACUUCCUGAUGGAGACAUUCAUCAUGUUUAAGGACCUGAUGGGGAACGUUUUCCCCUCCGACUGGAUGACCAUGAACCUUCUACAGAUUGGGGUGUUUCUGCGGGCCAUCAACCAGUACUCUGAGGUCCUCAACAUGUACUUCCUAGACCAGACCCACUUUGAGCUGCAGCUAUGGAACAACUACUUCCAUCUGACUGUGGCAUUCCUUACCCACAAGUCAUUGCAGCUGGAAUCCUUCUCUCAAGAGAAACGGAACAAAAUACUUAACAAGUAUGGAGACAUGAGGAAGAGCAUUGGCUUUAAGAUCAGAGACAUGUGGUAUAAUCUUGGCCCCCACAAGAUGAAGUUCAUCCCUGCCAUGGUGGGGCCCAUCCUGGAGGCUACCCUGGUGCCUGAGCCAGAGCUUAGGAAAGCCACCAUCCCCAUCUUCUUUGACAUGAUGCAGUGUGAGCACAACUUCACUCCCAGCCGUACCUUUGACAUGUUUGAGAAUGAACUGAUCACCAAGUUGGAUCAGGAAGUAGAGGGAGGCCGUGGGGAUGAACAGUACAAAAUCCUGCUGGAGAAAACGCUACUGGAGCACUGCCGGAGGCACAGAUACCUGUCUCAGUCAGGGGAGGAGCUGGCUCUGCUGCUCAGCAGUCUGCUGGAGAAGCUACUGGCAUACCGCACCAUCACACAUGACGAGAGCCCUGAGCUCCGCAUGAGCUGCACCGUCAACGUCCUGAAUUUCUAUAAAGAGAAGAAACGGGAAGACAUUUACAUACGGUAUCUGUACAAGCUGAGGGAUUUACACCUUGUCUGUGAGAACUACACAGAGGCAGCCUACACCCUGUUACUUCAUGCCGAACUCCUUGAGUGGUCUGACAAGCCCUGUGCACCUCAUCUGAUCCCCGGUGAUGGCCAACAUGUCUGGACCCAGCAGGAGCUCAAAGAGAGGCUCUUCCAGGAGAUAAUCUGUUACCUGGACAAGGGCAAAAUGUGGGAGAAAGCCAUUGAGAUGGGUAAACAGCUGGCAAAGAUGCACGAGAACCAGAUGUUUGACUUCAUGGAGAUUAGCCAACUGCUGAAACAGCAAGCCCAGUUCUAUGAGAAUAUAAUGCAUGCCAUGCGGCCUCAGCCAGAAUACUUUGCUGUGGGAUACUAUGGCCUUGGAUUCCCCACUUUCCUCAGAAACAAAGUGUUCAUCUACCGUGGUAAGGAGUACGAGUGGUUGGAGGACUUCAGUCUGAAGCUGCUGUCUCAGUUCCCAAACGCCGCCAGGAUGACCAGCACAGCGCCCCCUGGGGACAACAUCUGUAACUCCCAAGGACAGCACAUCCAGUGUUUUACAGUCAAGCCAGUCCUUACUGUGCCCACCCAGUUCAAAGACAAGGGGGUUCCUGAGCAGAUUCUAAACUACUACAGAACCAAUGAAGUGGACCAGUUUCAGUAUUCCAGACCCUUCAGGAAAGGUGCAAAGAACCCAGACAAUGAAUUUGCAACCAUGUGGAUCGAGAGGACAACUUACAUCACGUCCUAUUACUUCCCAGGGAUUCUCAAAUGGUUUGAAGUGAAGUCCAUCUCUGUUGAAGAGAUCAGCCCCCUGCAGAACGCUGUGGAAACCAUGGAGAUGGCCAAUGAGAAGCUCAGUAACCUGGUGCAGCAGCAGGCCUGUGACAGCUCCACGUCAGUCCACCCACUCUCCAUGAUGCUCAAUGGCAUUGUUGACCCUGCCGUCAUGGGUGGCUACACCAACUACGAGAAGGCGUUCUUCACUGACACCUACAUACAUGAACACCCAGAGGACCUUGAGAGCAUUGAGGUCCUCAAACAUCUUAUUGCCCUCCAGAUCCCUCUCCUGGCUGAUGGGAUCCGGAUCCACGGGGAGAAAUCCACGGAGCAGCUGAAGCCCUUACACAAUCGCCUGCUCACCUGUUUCUCUGACCUGCGGGAGAGAGUGGAGAAGCAUUACGGCGUCAUAACCCUGCCCUGCUCUCUGACUGAGAGGAAGAAGAGUCGCGUGGGCUCAGUAGUGAUUCCCUACAUCCUGUCCUCCACCCUGCGCCGCAUGUCCACCAUCUCCAUCCUCUCCACUACCUCCUCAGGCCUCUCCAGCGGCUCCGCCUCCUCUGAUGGACCCUCCCGGCGCUCCUCCUCCCAGGAUUCACUGUUGUCCCGUGCCACUGCCAAUGAUCGCCGGGCCUCAAUGUUGUCCCGCUCGGAAGAUGACAACCGGAUCGGCCGAAAGAACAGAAAAGAAUGGAGUGUGAGCAAGUCACAGGUUUUGGUGGAGAGACAGCCAGACAUAGAUGAGCAGACCUUUCCAGAGAAGCAGCAGAGACCCAAAAGCCUACAGUUUGGGGACGGUCGCCUGACCCUGUCUCUGUUCCAGGGCGUCUCUUCUCAGCUCAGCCUUGGCAACCCUCUCAGCCCCCUGCCAGCCUCUCCUCACACUCCUCGCAUCUCCAGUUAUUCAUCUCUCCUUGAAGAUAAUGAUGCCAUCACUGACACUCCUGGGACACCCCCACCCAUGCCACCAAAGAAACAUCCCCACGAGAUGUUUGACCUCUCCCAAAACUCCUCUGAGUUCCUUCCUACUCUGCCUCAGAAAAUUGACAGCAAGCCCCCUCCACCUCCUCCUAAGACCAGGAAGUCUAUGUUCCCCGGCUCCUACGAGCACAGUCCUCAGUGAGGAUCCUCCACCUGCUGCCUGGGAUGGCUGGUUUAUUUUGUGGUACUGUAGCACUUUAUUAUUACAGAACUAGUACAGGACCAGUACUAAUACCUGUUAUGUACUUCAGAAUUACAUGUCAACAAUUUAUAUUGCUGAUACUUACGACAAGUAAGAACCAACUAAAAUGGUUAUUGUGGUGUAUGUGCCCUGUGAAUAUCUAAGAAACAAGCAUACAGUUGAAGUCGGAGGUUUACAUACACUUAAGUUGGAGUCAUUAAAACUCAUUUUUUAACCACUCCACAAAUUUCUUGUUAACAAACUAUAGUUUUGGCAAGUCGGUUAGGACAUCUACUUUGUACAUGACACAAGUAUUUUUUCCAACAAUUGUUUACAGACAGAUUAUUUCACUUAUAAGUCACUGUAUCACAAUUCCAGUGGGUCAGAAGUUUACAUACACUACGUUGACUGUGCCUUUA
This is a messenger RNA of Salmo salar (Atlantic salmon), 6207 nucleotides long. Its product is annotated as dedicator of cytokinesis protein 5. The record is from RefSeq and is a predicted model, not a curated record. NCBI's taxonomy places the organism in Eukaryota, Metazoa, Chordata, Actinopteri, Salmoniformes, Salmonidae. Gene Ontology annotation, biological process: small GTPase-mediated signal transduction; myoblast fusion; cell migration. Gene Ontology annotation, cellular component: plasma membrane; cytoplasm. Gene Ontology annotation, molecular function: small GTPase binding; guanyl-nucleotide exchange factor activity.